CGAAAAAGAAAGAAAGAAAAAAAUUAAAAAUUUAAAUCUAGAAUACCUUAGAGAAAUAGAGGAGAGUUGUACCGACCGUCGACUGUAAAUACAGUCAUUUAGAGGGACAAAAUAAGUUUGAGAAAAUCCAUGAUUCGGAUGCUACGGGCCUCUCUUCUUUCUCUCUGUAAGCCUAAGGUGCCAUCGGUGUCGUUGUCGGGUACUCUACUUGGGACUCAUGGACGUUCCAGUGUACGAGUCACUGAGAUACUUCAGGACCAUAUGGGAGUGUCAUGGAAUAGGAACUCACUUUGUGGAUUUAGAGCCUUUUGCACUGGCCAAGAUUUGUCAUCUAAGAAGUGUGUGCCAUGCAACUCAAAGGAUAUGCAACCCAUGACCGAGCAAGCAGCAAAUGAACUUAUUCCACAGGUGGCUGGAUGGAAUUUGGUGAAUGAAGGUGGCAUAUUUAAGUUGAAUCGAUCAUGGAAAGUGAAGAGUUUUACCAAAGGAUUAGAAUUAUUUAAGCUCAUAGCUGAUGUUGCAGAAGCAGAAGGUCACCAUCCGGAUCUUCAUCUUGUUGGAUGGAACAAUGUAACAAUUGAGAUAUGGACACAUGCAGUUGGUGGACUGACUGAAAAUGACUUCAUACUUGCUGCAAAGAUAAAUGGGCUUGACCUACAACACCUGCUGAGGCGAAAAGCUGCCGCUUAAGCAGUUGGCAUGAACUUGAUGUUCGGAUUUUGCAACUAUACUCUCUGGAUGUUUGGCAUCACAGAUUUCUGUCAGGUUGUUGAUAUUUUGAGUUUAAAAUGGACCAACUUAGACUAGUAUUUAGUUUGUUAAGCAUUUCAGGAUGUGUGCAACGUAGCAGCCGCGCACACGGCACGGAUGAUAGAACUCAAUCUGCAGUCAAUGUUCUAUAUUGCACUAUUAUGUGGAGCUUUUUCAAAUUAGUUUGAAUGUAUUACACUUUGAGAUUCUAUAAA
This is a messenger RNA of Corylus avellana, 965 nucleotides long. Its product is annotated as Transcriptional coactivator/pterin dehydratase. NCBI's taxonomy places the organism in Eukaryota, Viridiplantae, Streptophyta, Magnoliopsida, Fagales, Betulaceae. Gene Ontology annotation, molecular function: 4-alpha-hydroxytetrahydrobiopterin dehydratase activity. Gene Ontology annotation, cellular component: mitochondrion. The record is from RefSeq and is a predicted model, not a curated record. Gene Ontology annotation, biological process: tetrahydrobiopterin biosynthetic process.